Messenger RNA from Corythoichthys intestinalis (scribbled pipefish), 7018 nucleotides. RefSeq lists its product as uncharacterized. The record is from RefSeq and is a predicted model, not a curated record. NCBI's taxonomy places the organism in Eukaryota, Metazoa, Chordata, Actinopteri, Syngnathiformes, Syngnathidae. The coding region runs from base 343 to 1671 and encodes 442 amino acids. The transcript is spliced from 2 exons.
AUAGCGUUAUAUAUAACAUUGAAAUAAUCACACAAUCAUACAGCGAUUUUAACAAAAUGAUUGAUGAAUUUACUGCCUCUCAAAAAACAUUAUAUGAAAUGCUCCCUGGAGAGGAGAGGGAUGUGGAUCACACAAACUGGUACCUACUCAAGGCUGCUCAGUUCCAUGAAUUUCAAACAGCAGUAAACAAAUGGCUACAAAAGGUAAAAAAUAUUGGACAGUGGGUACAACAGACUACAGAAUAUCCCUCUAAACAGCAACAAUACACAAAAAAUUUGAAGUAAACAACAGUAACAAACAGAGCCCAAAAGGGAAAGUCCUGAUUCUUUUGUGUCAGUGGGGAUGAUGAGUAAAUUGGAGCUGGAUACCAAAAUGAGCAAAAGCAGCAGCCGCUCAUCAACUUCCUCCUCCGCCAGGCGCAACGCUGAAGCAGAGAAAGCUGCACUUUUAGUACAGGCUGAAGGUUUGAGGAAAGCACAAGCUCUCGAAAGAGAAGAAGCUAAAUUAGUAAAAUUAAAUGCUAAAUUAAAGGCUAAAAGAGAGAUGUUGGCUAUCGAAACACAACUUGCUGCUGCAGAAGCAAAACUCAAAACUUAUGAACUCAUGAGCGUGAGUGAAGGAAGCAACAAAUCAAGGCAUCGGAAAGACACAGAAUCCCACGAUGAUGAUUAUGAUAAAUUCAAUAAUGGGCUUGAUGAUGUUGAAGACUAUGACCGGCAUAUUAAGAAUGAGCGUGAUGAUGAUGAUGACGAUGGUGAAUAUGGUAUGGAUAAUGAAGAAGAUGAUGAGGAGGAGGAGCAGAGUGAAAAUAUCGUUGGUCGUCCACCACCUGCUACUUACUUUGGAAGGACCAGUCCUCAAGCACUGUUGCACAAGCCUGACAGAAUAAAAUCGCCCACACAAGGCAAACUCAUGGCAGCCACACCCAUCAAUUCCAGGAUCACCUCGAAACCAACUGAUUCAACUGCCAAAAUGUUGAAAAUAAUGAGAAAACAAAAUGAAAUAACAGAAAUGCUAAUAAAGGAGCAAAGACUUUCCACUAUACCUGCAAAAGAGCUUACAAUCUUGAAUGGAGACCCGCUGCAAUAUCACACUUUUAUACGUACUUUCGAGCAUUGUAUUGAAAGCAAAACGGUCAGUGCUCGUGAUUUAUUAUUGUUUUUAGACCAGUACACUGAUGGACAACCCAGAGUGCUCGUACAAAGUUGCAUCCAUAUGCCACCAGCACAAGGGUACACCAAAGCAAAGAAGCUAUUACAUAGACACUAUGGUAGUGAUAUUCUCAUUGCAUCAGCCUACCAAAGAAAGGUUUUGAAUUGGCAGAUGCUUAAAUCAGAGGACCGCGUGGCACUGUGGGAAUAUGGUUUAUUCCUACGCAGUUGUGCUAACGCCAUGGCGGAUGUAAAAGCCCUCGACGACUUAAACACCACCACUCAUCUAAGAACCAUUGUUUCUAAACUCCCCUUUAGGUUGAGAGAAAAAUGGAGAGUUGUAGCCUUCGAGUACCAAGAGCGCACCAAAGUAAGAGCCAAGUUCAAGCAACUUGUCAACUUUAUUGAAAGACGGGCAAGAAUGGCAUGUGACCCAGCGUUUGGGAACAUCCAAGACACUGCUGUAUCAAAACCAAAGGACAAAAGGAAAAGUUUGGCUCCUAAAAUAAAAUCUGGGUAAACAGCAUACAAGAGCAGCUUUUCCACCGUGGCAGCAGAAGAGUCAUCUCAAGGUCAAGCACCAAUCACAGCUACCAACAAAUCCUGUCUGUACUGUAAAAGGAACCAUGCAACUGAAGACUGCAAAGAACUGAGCAAAAAAAGACGAGAAGAGAAGGUUGAAUUUUUCAAAACAAAUGGAAUCUGUUUUGGCUGCAUAACCAAGGGUCACCGUAGCAAAGACUGCAGAAAAAGACUCACCUGCAAAAUCUGCACAUUGAAGCACCCUACUAUGCUACACUUUAAAAGGCCAAAGCCGGAUGAUAAGCAAGAGCCACCAACUACAGACAACCCACCAACAAUAGCUAGUGCUUUUGUGUCUUUAGAGAAGCACCUUCAAACCGGGGCCGGUGGUACUCAAACAUUGGCCAUCGUUCCCGUACAAGUGAAAAUGUCAAAUGGCAACAAGUGUAUCAAAAUGUAUGCUUUUCUGGAUCCAGGUGGCACAGCAACAUUUUGCACAACAGCCCUGCAAAGACUGAAUGCUAACGGAAGGAAAUCAAGAAUUCUACUGAAAACACUUGGGCAAGAAUGACAAAUGUGGAAAAAAUAUUAGGCCUCGAAGUUUCCAAUCUGGAAGGAAAUGAUUUCAUAAGGUUGCCAGCAGUAUACACCCAAGAAAAGAUACCUGUAACAAAUUAGCAAAUUCCAAAAUUAGAAUCACUGAAUGGAUGGGAUUACCUAAAGGAGGUGAAAUUCACCCAUAUCGACUCGCAAGGUGACCUUUUAAUUGGAACAAAUGCCCCCCAAACCAUGGAACCGUGGAAGGUUAUCAACAGCAGAGACGAGACAAUGGACCAUAUGCUGUUAAGACCAGGUUAGGAUGGGUGGUUAAUGGACUUAUGAAUACCUGCAAUGGCACAGAUGAACAGGUACAUAGUCAUCAUCAGUGUUGUUAAUAACGGCGUUACAAUAUAACGGCGUUACUAACGGCGUUAUUUUUUUCAGUAGUGGGUAAUCUAAUUAAUUACUUUUCUCAUCUUGGCAACGCCGUUACCGUUACUGAGGACGGAAAGGCAUGCGUUACUAUGCGUUACUAUAUUGGUCGAAAAGUCUGAGGGAGACGGACUCACCGAGACGACAGAGCAGAGCAGGAGUAGGGAGGAGGCAAGAAGGUUGUGACGCCGAGCAAACGCGAUGCUAGGUAGCUCCAAUAAUACAUGUUGUAGCUGAUAGCUAGUACAAACUACGCCCGCAUGUUAUGGUAGAUAUGGAAGACAUGGUAGAUCUCACAUGUACUGUACAUAGAUAUAACUAGAUGCAAAAUGACAGACAUGGUACUAAAUGAGUUAGUAGACAGCCGCCAUCUUAAAGCAGUAGACUUUUUAGGACGGCUCUGUUGUAGAGAACCUUCCUAGCGAACCUAAGUAACUUUUUAUCUAAAAUACUUCUAAAUCGGCAAAAUCUUGACUUGAAUCUAUCUUUAAAUGAUGAAACAGUUUUAAAAUUUUCAUAUGUCGAAAGUAGAGCGAAGGGAACUAAUGCAAUAAUGGGAGCAAUUUUAACAACUUUUAACAGUUGAUUCAGGGUAAAGGGUAAAUUAGGGUAAAGAAUUGGGCUCGGGCCAAUUGUACCAAAAACCUUCACAAAAAACUUCACAUCGUGUGGCCAAUGUUUUUUUUUUUUUUUUUUUUUGAGGGGAAAAAAAAAAAAAAAGUAAUUAUCACCAAUUACUUUGCCAAGUAACUAAUUACUCUUACAUUCAGGUAAUUGAGUUACUAACGCAAUUACUUUUUGGGAGAAGUAAUUUGUAACUAUAAUUAAUUACUUAAUUAAUUACUACUUACAUCAUAUUUCAGUAGUAAAUUUGGAUGAUCUUGUGGAACCCAUAUGAAGAAGGUGCAAAUAGUAAAAACGGAAUUGACAAAAAGGAAAACAAAAAGCCGAUUGACAGAAAAGAGGCAACUAAGAACGGGGAAAGGUCACAUCAAACUACCAGCCUUGGUGACAAGAGAGUGGGAAAAAGAGCCAUGAAAGCAAAAAAAAGACACCCAUUUUACAAAUAGUUCUCACGUUACAGAUGCCAGACAAAAUCAAUGAAAAGGAAUCAUAAAGAUCAAAAAGAAAAGAGAACGUAAGAAGACAGAAUUUAAAGAUAAGGUGAGACAAAUUGAAAAUAUUACAAUGGAGGCAAAAAUAAAGAUAACCCCACAAAUAAAGAACGAAAAGAAGAAAAUACCUGUUGUGAGUGAAGAGAAUGAGAACAUGAAACACAAGACAAUAAUGAAAAGAGAUGUAGCCAAAGAGGAUGAAUCGACGAUAACAAAAAAGAAAACCGUGAAACGAGCUAAGAAUAAAGUACCCGCGGCAGCACCAGAUGGAAAGAGGCAGAUGAAAGUGAAGCCGAAGAAGAAUAAAAGGAAACCUUCACCUGACAAUAGAGAAGCUGAAAAGAUGGAAGAGACAUCUCCAAAGGGAGAGGUUGUUGAAGAGAAAUAUGAGAAAAAAGGCCAAGAAGAGGAUGUCCUCCAACUUCGGGGCAGAAGAAAAAACUGAAGCGAUUAAGAAGAAAAAACAGGUUAAAACGCCAUAAAUGGAACAAAAAUAGCAGAAACUUUGUUGAAGGAGAUGUCGUUUUUAUUGCUGAUGCCAACUCUACAAGAGGAUCUUGGGUCAUUGUCAGAGUGGUGAAUACAAACCCUGACCCAAGAGGAAUUAUGACAAGUAUGAAACUUCAGAUGCUGACCAAUCUUAUUGAGAGACCAAUAAGUAAAAUUUGUUAGCUGGUUCCAGCCAGCCAGUAAAGACCUGUUUGAUGCACUCAUGAAAGUGCAAUGGAUCAUUUUGUGUAUUUGUUGUUUUCUUUGAAUGCUCCAACUUUGAGUAUUAUUAUUUUCGCUUUGCCCAUCAUAAUAGGGGCCGGUGUGUUGGAGCAGUUUUUGUGUUGAGUGACGUAAUGUGGCAGUGCUGCCAAUAUGGGUGACGACGUCAACACUAUGCGCGUAGAAAUCAAUGACUUACUCCGCGCAGGUGUGGAACGCUGGCGGAUAUACUAGUUUUUCAACCGCAUGCAAACGCACGUGUAUGUUAUAGAUGACCGCAGAGUUGCGAGUUUAUUGUUUUGUUUGUUUGAAAGUUUGAAGACGCAAAGUUUGCAUUUUUUGUUUAUUUGACCACACGACAUGACUUUGGACUGAAUGACCACGAUUAGCUUGACUAUACUCAUUGACAAUUUGACACCUUGGAUUACUAUCUGUUAGGAACGGCGAGCCAUUAAAUAUGGAUCCAAACACAGAUGUUGAAGUUUGUUGUAUUUAUUACAAAACGAGAACUAAGGGAGAACGCCAGAACACGUGAGACGCUAGAUUGGAGCCCUGACCUCCCCCCACUCCCGCGGCCGGCAGCCCAGGCAGAGGGUAGGCCACGCCCCAGGAGCCACGCCAUAGGGAAAAAGUGUGGGACCCGCCCACCACCCUAUUACUGUGGCCGCCAGGUUCCCGGCUGGCAGCCAUUAUCCAGCACCGUGAUGGGAUUCUGAGGGGAGGGUAGUGCAAUGUAUGCAUUAAAAUAGGAGAGCUUGGCUUGGCUUUAAUCCUUUAAAUAGCACUCAUAUAACUAAUCGGCUGCCAUUGACAGUGCUAGACAUCCAAUCCAUUUUGACCGAGAGGUCAACGGCCGUCAAAAUGAACUGGACAUGUAGCGCUGUCAAUCGCACUGAAAGAUGAACAUUUACAGCUAGUCCUUCCAGUACAAAUAAAUUGAACAUAUGUCAUUGUCAAUGGCAGGCAGUGAGUUAAAUAUUAAGAAAUAAAUAAAAGUUUUUUUUUUUUUUUUUUUUUUUUUAAUACUCCACAGUGGUAUGAAAAAGUAUCUGAACCUUUUGGAAUUUCUCACAUUUCUGCAUAAAAUCACGAUCAAAUGCGAUCUGAUCUUUGUCAAAAUCAACCAGAGGAAAAAAGUGUCUGCUUUAACUAAAACAACCCAAACAUUUAUAGGUCUUCAUAUUUUAAUGAAGAUAGCAUGCAAAUGAUGACAGAAGCUGGAAAAAUAAGUCGGUGAACCCUCUGCCUAAGGAGACUUAAAGAGCAAUUAAAACCAAUUUUUACCAAAUAUUUUAAGUAAGUUGUGUGACCAAUUACUGAUGAGUGGUUUAAAGUUAACCUGCCCACUAUGACACACACACCUGGUAAGAAAUGUCUUGAAGCAUUGUCUGAUGUGCACCAUGUGCUUGGUCAAAAGAGCUGUCUGAAGGAUUGUUGAUUUGUACAAAGGUGGGAAAGAAAACAAAACCACGUCUAAAAGUCUGGAUGAUCAUCAAUUGACAGUCAGAAAAGUUGUCUACGAAUGGAGUUUGGCACUGUUGCUUCUCUCCCAAGGAGUGGCCGUCCACCAAAGAUGAUGCCAAGAGUUCAGCGCAGAAUACUCAGAGAUUAAAAAAAAAAAUAAAAAAAGAACCCUAGAGUGUGUGCCAAAGACUUACAGAAAUCACUGGCACAGUCUGAUAUCUCUGUGCACACAUCAACUAUAUGUAAAACUAUAGCCAAGAAUUGUGUUCAUGGGAGGACUCCACAGAGGAAGCCACUGCUGUCUAAAAAGACAUUGUUGCUCGUUUAAUGUUCGCAAAAAGGCACUUGGACACUCCACAGAAGUUUUGGCAAAAAUAUUUUGUGGACUGAUGAAACCAAAGUUGAAUUGUUUGGGAGUAACAAACAACAAAAUGGAACAGCUCACCAACAUCAACACCUCAUCCCCACCGUGAAGUAUGGUGGAGGGAGCAUCAUGAUUUGCUGUUUUGCUUCCUCAGGGCCUGGACAUCUUGCAAUCAUUAAUGGAAGAAUGAAUUCAAAAGCUUAUCAGGAUGUUUUGCAGGAAAAUCUGAGGCCGUCUGUCAGACAGUUGAAGCUAAAAAGAGAAUGGAUGCUGCAACAAGACAAUGAUCCCAAAACACAGAAGUAAAUCCGGAAUGGUUUCAGAAGAACAAAAUACACUUUGAAGGAAAGUGAUAUUUAAUAAAGGGUAUUGACAUUUCAAAAGAAGCUUCUUUUAUUUCUUUUCACCAAUCGGAUAACAUUCUGUCUCGUUUUGGUUUAAGUAAUGUUGAACUUAAAAUUUUUUGCCUUUUUUGCCACUCCAGUGAUCGCUGUCGUCCGAGACAUGUUCUCAUCCUCCACACAGACUGCUGAAGCCCCCUGACUUCUAACCUCCGAUGGAUCCCAGUUCUCACCUCGACUAAUGCAUAAAUGCAGCAGCAACCACGAGCAAGACCCAGAGAGGCCACACCCCAAAGAGGAAGCUACAGACCUCCAUGAGCAGAGGAGGACGUGGCCUGGCACCCUGGCACUAACUACAGCAGCAGUCUCCACAACAAC